CGGGCCGCCGCCCCCGCCUCCCUGCGGCGCAUGCCUCCCGCGCCCGGCGGCAGCGAAGGCGGCGCCGCCCGCCCCUGCACCAGCGCGGCGGGCGGGCAGCGGCCGGAGCGGCGCGGAGCGGCCGGGCGAGCCCGCGGGGCCGGGCGCCGCCGCCACCACCGCCACCUUCCUCCUCGUCCUCCUCCUCCUGCUUCCCCUCGUCUCGGCCUCCCCCGCGGCGGCGGCAGGAUGGAAAAGGGACCAGUCUGAAAAUCUGUUUGCUGUUGCCUGCUAGAAUGUUCCUUAUGAAUGCUUCUCCUUUGGUAGCUCUACAAACAAAAUGGGAGCCCUUUGGACCGUCGAGGAGUUGUAGAUACCCGGUUUGCUUCUCUGGAUCUGAAGGGGACGUCACUAGAACUUCUGUAAGUGCAAAAGUUCAGAUGAUCAUAAACAACCUGCAAAGUCAAGAGUCUCCCCUGGGUAUGAACAAUGAGUAUGACUGUUUUACACAGAAGAAACAAAAGGGAGAAAAGAGCACUAGCAACAGAGUUGCAUCGAGCACGGUGCUGCUGCGGAAACACCCAAAAUAUAACAGGCAGAGUUGCCCUGCUGAUUCCGACGGCACUGAAGUGGAAGAGAAUGUGGAGUUUGGGCCUCUGCUGCUGGAUUCUGACAGUGACGAUUCUGUUGACCGAGAUAUAGAGGAGGCCAUUCAAGAGUACUUGAAAGCAAAAAGCAAGAGUGACCAGUCACUGCAAAGGGACGCAGAGUGUUCUGAAAACAUAGGCAGAGACAAAAGGUUUAAAAGAGAAUUCUCCGAGAACAAAAUGGCUAAUAAUCUUCUCCCUGUGAAAUUUAAAGCUGAGAUGCUCUCUGAAGACUAUCUUUCUGACCACUUGGGAAUUGGUAAAAGGCUACAGCCUGCUUCUCCUCAGAGCAUCAGUAGCGAUGACUCUUUUGAACAGAGCAUACAAGCUGAAAUAGUGCAGUUCUUGAAUGAGAAGAAGCAGCAAGAAAUUAGUAAGUGUGUAAUUGGGGAGGAUAAAAAAGAUUCACAUGUGAGAUCUGUUCUAAAAUGUAACAGAGAAACUACUAACAAAACAAAUUGUGGUGCUAUAAAGCAAGGGUGUGAAGCGCUUCUCUUAAGACAUCAUCCCAAGCUGAGGAAAACCAGCACACAGUCCAAGUGUUUGAAGUCUAAAGUCCGAGAAGAGCCUAGCGAUUUCAGCCAAGUGAGCCAAGCAUAUCUGGAAGUGGCCACUGCCAGCCGACCCUGGUUAGUGGAGCAAAAUGAAGAAAGUGGAGCUAAUUUCUGGGAAACAAGGGGAGAACUUAUCAAUGAGAGCAUGCACGUAUCUGACUCGAGCAGUGAUGAUGGCAUUGAAGAAGCCAUUCAGCUUUAUCAGCUGGAGAAGGUCAGGCAAGAGGCAGGUCCUUCAACAGACUAUGCCCCUUUGCAAAACGAACAAUUUGAAACAAAAGGUAUAGCAGACAUUUCUGCAAGCCUGACAAUUAGCUCAGCAAGAAGUGCCUCACCAGAAGUCCAUAAAAGCCCUACAGGCCACAAGAGAAAAGAAAUCACUUCAAAGUCAACAGAAUUAGAAAGCACAAGCAAUGAGUUUAACAAGCUGUUCAAGCCACUGAAAAAAGCUGGACAUUUUGCACCUCCAGAAAACAAGAUUUCUGCUUGUGAGCUGACAUUGCAGGCCUCUUGCAGAGCAGACACAUCUGCAGAACUCAUGUGUGCAGAAGCUAUUCUUGAUAUUUCCAAAACAAUCAUGCCAUCCCAAAUGGGAAGUGACAACAAAUCACUUACUGCAGACUCUUUCUUUUCUCCCCAGCUUCUCUCAUCAUCUCAUUGUGAAAGUGACAGCAGCCUUGUGGACAGUGACGACAGUAUAGAGCAAGAAAUCAGGGCUUUUCUGGCUCUCAAAGCACAGUCGGAAAGCCCUGUAACGAAGCCUCCCAGUCUGUCACACUCGAUCCAGGUGCCUUUGCCUUCUGGUCAGAACAACCUCACUGGUACCUUUGAGCCUUCUCUUCCCAAAACACUGAAGCUAUCACUGAGCCGUAAAAGGAGACUCAAAGGGGAAGGUAGAACAGUGAAACAAGGUGCAUCAAAAACACCUGAACAGUUUGAGACCCGAUUUUUCCAGCCAGAUUACUGUUCAAAAUUGCCUGUGCUCCAAGAGGGCUGCGCUCUGAGCGGCCCUAGAGAACUCUGUGAUGCUCAAGGGCUCAGUAGCAAAGAGGCUCGGCAGCAGCAGCCGAUGUCUUCCGAACUGUCUGGAUCUGUCGGCAAGUGUGUGGCCUUGGACUCUGCAAACCCUUUUAUGCAGGUUCAGAGUAGCACAAGAAAGCUUAUUAAAAAUACAGUCCCAACUCGAGAGAGGGAUGGUUCAGAUGAUGAGAGCAGUUCUCUGGAUAGUGAUGAGGAUCUUGAUAGUGCUAUCAAGGACCUUUUACGAUCUAAAAGAAAACUAAAGAAGAAGUCUAAAGACCAGAAAACUCAGUGCAAGAAGAGAGUCAGAUUCAGCGAGACAGAAACUCAGCUACUAGAUGAAUUUAGUAACCUCGAGGAAAAUGAGUGGAAAUGUAAAAGUCCUGUGCUACUGAAAAGCUGCCUCUCAAAAUCUGGGAAAGCUAUGAAAGAGAAUGCGGUCAGAAAUUCUUCAGACAACAUAAAUGUCAAGCUUCCAAAUGAAAGACCAGAAACCAUGAAGAGCUUAGAGUUUAAUUUACAGUUUAAAAAAGGAUGUAAACGUAAACCAGUCUCAAACCAGAAUAACCUGCAGACAGCUAAAAAUAAAAAAUGUCCUUUCACAGCUGCAUCAGCCACUGAUGAUAGCAGUUCAGUGGACAGUGAUGACAGCAUUGAACAAGAAAUUCGGAAAUUUUUGGCAGAAAAGGCCAAAGACUCUUCAAGCAAUUCAGAGAUGCAAAAAGAUGAUGCAACUCUUGACUUAUGGAGAGUGGCCAAACAAAGUGCUAAUAAAGGAAAAGCAAAGCAGCAGCCAGUUGAAAAUGAGAUUGACCUCUUGCUGGCUCAGAGUAAAAAGACUAAGGUAUCUCAGCAAACUGAUGAGUUGAAGAGCUCUCAGAGAACAGAAGGGAAAAGUGCAAUGUUACAUGGCAGUGAAAAAAUUGCUUCCUGUGCAGAGAAUGUAUGUCUUCAUACUACUGGUCAGUCAAAAGCUAAACAAGGAACGGUAGGGGUUAAAGGUAUUGCUGCUGGUGAGUUACCUGCAAAAGGAAAUGUGACAUGUAAAAAGGAUAUCUCUAGUAUAGAGCCUGUGCAGAAAAUGCUUCCACCUAAAACCAGCAAAAAUGAUGGUCGUAAAGUACAAAAACUUUUUAAAGCAAAGCCUAGAUCUAAAAGAAAGAAUACCUUUCACCUAAAAAUUUCAAGUAAAUUUAUAGCAGGUCUAAAAUACGCUCGGGACAGGAAGAAAUCCAUGCUUUUGAACAAAAGGCAGAAAGCAGAAGGGUUGCUUACCCAGGGCAGUGCGUUAGGAGCAGAGGUUGCUUCCCAGGAUACAGACACACUUAAACAGGGAAAAGAAGCCCUCUUGCCAGAAGGCGAAUUUAGUGGAGAGAAUAAGACAGCAAUAAAAGAAUCCAAUUUUUCUCAAAAGCUCACUGUGCAAGUGUCAAGUCCCCAUGUAACAGAGACCUGUGAAAGACUGGAGGCUGCUCCUUUGUAUAUCAAAGAGGAAGCAGAGGUUUAUAAAAAGGAUAAUGCUUUGGGAGACCAGGCAGAUUCAAGUUCGAGUCUCCCCUUGCAGGAACAGAGUGUGGCGGCAGUAGAAGUAGGUAAGAUUAGCAGAGGAACAUCUGAAUCUGAGGACAUUCAGAAGUGCAUUGAGGAAGGAGGUGCUCACAGAGACAGGUGGGCAGAUUCAAAUUCAGGUCCCCGACUGCCAGAACCCAGUAUGGCAGUGGUAAAAGCGGAUAAAGUUAGUGGAGAGGCAUCUCAGCAGAGUAUACACGUGUGCAGUGAGGGAGAGCCUAACCAACAGUACAGAAGGCCAGAUCCGAGUUUAGGUUGCCCACUGCAAGGACUAAAUGUGACGGCAGUAAUGCUGCGUAAAACGAGGGGAGGAACAUGCAUGGAUAGGAGUAUACACGUGUGCGUUGAGAAAGAAGAUAGAGCUGUCCACCAGGACAGUGACAGGCAGGAAGAAAUUCAGGUAUGCAGCUCCAGUUCGGAAGGAGAAAUACCUGUCCUCCAAGAUAGGGAAACCGAUUGUGAAGUGGACCAAGGGCAGGAAGCUUUAGACAAAAAUUGUGCAAAAUUUACUGAUGUACCUGCAGAUUCCCUCUUGAAAAGAAAGGUAUCAAAUAUGAGAAGAAAGGGAAGUGAUGAGAAACUCAAGGUAUUACCUGGAGUCUAAUGGAAGAGAAGCAGUGAAUGAUGGAGGGUUGCUUGUUUAUUUUCAUGAGUUAAAUAUUUAAAAAGUUAACUCUUCAGGACGAUGUCUGUGCUUAGUAUGUUUACUUGUUCAAAUGUAUUGAUGUGUUUUCAGCAAAGGUGAAUUUAACCAGUUUGGAUAUUUGAGAUAACCAGCUGCAUUGCAGAGCAAAACGGGAAUCCUCUGAUGGGCAUAAUUUGAAUCUUACUGGUAGGUCUGGGAACAUUUAGCUAUACUGCGUUUUGAAUGUUUAGUAAAAGCACAACUACAGGCUUGAACUGUUCAGUUUUGGACUUCGGAUUUUUACCUAGUGAUUUUAUUAACAGAAUACCUUUACCUCGCAAGUAUGUUUAUACAUACUAGAACAUACUAUUACACGGUUGGGUUUUUUUAGCUAACAGCUGGAAUAAUAGUAUUACACUUAUUUUUAAUAUACAUUAUCACUGUGUUAUGCCUGUAAAGUAGGAUUAUUUCUCACCUAUAAAUAGGCUGAGUUCUUCAAGACUAAUUUUUAGGAAAAAUGUGAUAUGGUGUUCCUUUCAGUGAAGUUAUUGUAUAAAUGAUGCAGUUUCCUUGGUUGUGUAACUACAGUUGUUUAAAUAAAAUGUGAGAAAAUA
Molecule: messenger RNA, 5008 nt
Organism: Dromaius novaehollandiae (emu)
Lineage: Eukaryota; Metazoa; Chordata; Aves; Casuariiformes; Dromaiidae
Gene: PPP1R26
Product: protein phosphatase 1 regulatory subunit 26
Exons: 3
Coding region: 276-4373 (1365 amino acids)
Biological process (GO): negative regulation of phosphatase activity
Molecular function (GO): protein phosphatase inhibitor activity
Source: RefSeq, a predicted model, not a curated record